GAUCGCGGCCGCAUGCCCGGAACGCAUUAAAGUGCCAGCCAAAGUGUCAGGAGUGGACAUCUUGUUUAUAGGAAACAGCGAUUCCGCAACAUUUUGUUACUCCAUCAUUGGAUCCUCACUACACCAUUAGGUCCUUACUGCGCCAUUAGAUCCUUACUACAUUAUUAGAUCCUUAGACACUGCACCAUAGUCUUUUCUAGUCCAUCCAUCUUAUUCCCUGAAGUCUUCACCCUCCACCUUCUCAAUUCACUAUGGCCGGUCCUUUCAAGUGCUACAUGCAGAAGAAGAUCAACAUCUCGUCGGAGUGCAACAAGCACUUCCGUCACUACAGACACCACCAGUUCCACCCGCACGCAAAACUCCUCCAUUUCUUCGACUCCACCUUCUCUAACUACUACACCGCGGGUUUCAGCUACAACAAGACGUGCACCGCCAGACAGCGCGCGCUCAACCUCCAUUUCAUCCUCUGUCGCUUCUUCCGCGCGAAGCGCACCUUUGAGUUCGUUCCGUACCGCUCCCCGUCGUCGCACAAUUCCCAGAAUGCCCGUGCACGAAGCCACAAUGCCGGGUUCCCCGAGACGAGUAACAUCACCACCGUGUUGCUCAACGCGAACGAUGAGCUGACGAAAAAGACAUUAUACCGCAAGACCAGCGCGAAGAGUGUGGCCGCAAAGGAGCAGAUCAAGUACAACUUGUUGCAGAUGCACAUUUUGAGUAACCUCAAGAUUACAAUUGGUAACGAUUUGAGCGUGCUGGUGACGAAAAUGCUGGCGCUGUCGUUUGCGCCGGGUCUUGGGAACAUGCGUCGCGGCUACGCGACGUGUGCGGACGCGCGCUCUGUGCGUGCACAGGUACAACUUGAUGCGUUUGCCAAAGAGCUUGCGGAGCAGCAAAAAGCGCAGAGACCCUCAAUGAUUGCACAUGACAUAGGCACGAUCCACGACACCUUUGCGCGCGAGCUCGCGGAGCAGCAGGCGAGGUUGGAAAAGCUUGAAAUCCCUCUGGCUGCCCAACUGCAGACCCUGCUUGACACUGACACGUUUGCUGCGACACAGAUUCUGCUUCUCCGUAACGCAUUCAAGACGCAAGACUACGGCCGUGUGUACGCGAUGUACCAGGCGCUUGCACGCAACGGGUUCCACCUCGCAACCGUUGAUGACUACAACAUCUUGCUUCUGGCCAUCUCGCGCAGAUCGCCCGUCUAUAACACGGCCGACUGCAUCGACGAGUCGGUGGAGGAAAACUUGUCCAAGUUGCUCACCGUGUAUGAGGCAUUGCUCAGCCAGUCGCACACCGUCAGACCCACCAGCGAGACCUAUGCUAUUGUGUUAGCGCUGCUUCUCGACGGCGCGGCGUUCGAGCACGCGCAGUUCCAGCGCGCAAAAACGCAGCUCGCGCACACGCCGCACUCCCGCAACGGCUCCGACUACUACCAGUUGGCGCUCCUGAUCUUCAAGGGCAUCGCGACCGGCGGCUGCAAGCACUCUGCGCACCCGGAAAUCGUCGAUAAGCUCCUCAUGGGCCUCAAUGUGUACGCGACCGAUGCGGCCGAGCUCUACGGGGCCGUGGAGUCCGCGUCCGCCGUGCGCAUCGACACAUAUCUCCACUACCACACUAGCUGCGUCAACGGUGCGCGCACGAUGCAAAAUCUCCUCGACGCGUAUGCGCAGUUCCAGGACGCGGCCGACGUGCACCCGCACUUGAUGCGCGAAAAGUACACCGUUUACGCGCUCUUGUUGAAGAACUUGGUCACUAUCGGCGAGGUCAACACGGCGACAAAGUUUUUGGACGAUAUUGUGCUCGCAUACGCUAAGGUGCCGACACUGAAAGCGUCGUGCAACGACGGGAAUAUUGCUGGUUUGGUGAACAACUACCUCAUGGGGCUUGUGACAGCGGGCAAGUGCGAAAAGGCAUUUGUGUUGUUGAAGAAGUUUCAUAAUGCCAGCUUUUUGCCGAGUGUAGACGGGGAUGUUUGCGGACAGUUGUUGUUGACGUACGCGCAAGCCGCGCAGGCUACUUCGGACGUGAAGAAUGUCUCCGGCCUCUCCUACCCCCUUGUUAACGAAAUCUUUGACUGGUACAUGUCCAUGCCGCCAACCGCCUCCUCCCUCGUUCUCAAGAACUAUCCUCUCUCUGGGGCGCCGCUCCGCGACGAAGUCAUCUCCUUCCUCAUGGUUACCGCGAUGAACAACACCUCUAACCCUGACGCCGCGGCCCUCUUUACCAAACUCCUCAAGGUGACCUUGUCGCACAGCGAGGCCAUCAGACUCAAUUUGGGUGCUACACGGUCCGUCGUCACGUUCUUGCUUGAUCAGGCGACGCAGGAUGCGAGCGCUGCCACCGUGCUCACCAAGUUCCUCAUGCACCAGUACCGCGCGGUUGCGGCGUGCGCGCGCACAGAGGCCAACUUGUGGUUCAGCGGUGUUGUCGACCUUUUGGUGCCGCGUGUGCACUGCCAUAACAACUUUAUGCGCGACGCGGUGCUCACCUCGUUGCUUCUCCAACUGUCCAUUAUUGAGCCAUGCGUCAGAAGUUACAAGCUCCAGCAGGACAACAUUUUCGGAAUCAUCCAGCUAUUUUCAGCCUUCAUCUUCCCAAAGUACCACCAGCCAAUGGCCCAAGCGCCGGAGGAAGUGGAGCGGGUGUUGGGCUUAGAGGCCCGGUUGAUCAGCGAGUUUGAGGACACUGAGAACCAUUACGUGGAGUUGCCCCAGGAGUUGGUUGAGUUCAAGGCUAAUUUGAAGCGCGGCUUCCGUCAGUUGUGGGAGUCGGUCGGCGCGAGUGAGUCUUACUCUGAUGAGGUGAAGAUGUGUUUAUGAAUAACAAUAUUAAUGUUUAAUCUAUGAAUAUCACGAAAAUUAUGGUUACCAAAAAAAAAAAAAAAAGUUUCUCUGAAUUAGGAACAUACUGAUUAACUCCCUAGUAAGUGUUUAAUUUAGAUUAAAUGGUGAGUUUUAGGCUCAUGAAACCGUCAGACCAAGAUGCGAGCCCUGAAACAGCAACCCCACAUCCUUCAUUCUAACUACGCACGGUAUCCUCCCUUUAUCCAGAAAGAC
Molecule: messenger RNA, 3056 nt
Organism: Babjeviella inositovora NRRL Y-12698
Lineage: Eukaryota; Fungi; Ascomycota; Pichiomycetes; Serinales
Gene: RPM2
Product: ribonuclease P
Exons: 1
Coding region: 252-2819 (855 amino acids)
Source: RefSeq, a predicted model, not a curated record